Molecule: messenger RNA, 2786 nt
Organism: Tarenaya hassleriana
Lineage: Eukaryota; Viridiplantae; Streptophyta; Magnoliopsida; Brassicales; Cleomaceae
Product: exocyst complex component EXO84B
Exons: 7
Coding region: 282-2546 (754 amino acids)
Biological process (GO): Golgi to plasma membrane transport; exocytosis; intracellular protein localization
Cellular component (GO): exocyst
Source: RefSeq, a predicted model, not a curated record
CUGACGAAAAAUCCAAGCCUUCGUUUCGCUGGCUUAUUCGCUGUUUGCCAACUCUGAUUUCUCUCUACCCACCGCCACUGUCUCUUCCCCUUUGCUUGCUGCUUUCGAUUUCUUCCUCGUCGUAUUCUUCCCUGCAGAUCUCAUAUUCAUAUUUUCCCCUCAGAUCUGUGUUGAAUUCACACCGGAGUGGCCUACGUUAGUAUUUUUUUUAAUCGGUGAUCGGAAGCCCCCGCGAAUUCUAGGGUUUUAUUUUAGGAGGAGGAGGAGCGGCGAGGCGGAAGAUGUCGGCGUCGAAGACGGCGAGGUCACGAGCCACUCCGACGAAGGAGAACGGCGUUAGGGUUGAGGAAGGUUUGAGUCUGUUCAAGUCCGAUAAGUUCGAUGCCGAUGCUUAUGUGCAAUCGAAAUGUUCACUCAACGAAAAGGAUAUAAAGCAGUUAUGCUCUUAUCUUCUGGAUUUGAAGAGAGCAUCUGCAGAAGAGAUGCGCCGAAGCGUUUAUGCUAAUUAUUCGGCUUUUAUACGCACAUCGAAAGAGAUAUCAGAUUUGGAGGGAGAGUUAUCAUCAAUCAGAAAUCUGCUAUCUACUCAGGCUACUCUAAUUCAUGGCUUAGCCGAUGGAGUUAACAUAGACUUUGAUAAAGUAUCUGAUGAAUCCGUUGGAAAUGGUGUGUUAAGUUUUGAAGACAAGGAGCUCUCAGAUUUGGAGAAAUGGGCUGCAGAAUUUCCCGACCACCUUGAUGUUUUGUUAGCUGAAAGGCGGGUAGAUGAAGCUCUGGCAGCUUUUGAUGAAGGAGAAAGUAUAAUUUCUCAACAAAAAGAAAAGGGCACCUUGAGCUCUUCUACUCUUUCAUCUUUUCACUUUGCUAUUGUGGAACGCAAGCAAAAGUUGGCCGACCAGCUUGCUGAAGCUGCUUGUCAACCUUCAACCCGAGGUGGUGAACUUCGGUCAGCUAUAUCAGCUCUCAAAAGGCUUGGAGAUGGCCCUCGAGCCCAUACUUUGCUUCUUAAUGCCCACUUCCAGAGAUACCAGUACAACUUGCAAAGUCUUCGUCCAUCCAGCACUUCAUAUGGGGGAGCAUAUACUGCUGCUCUCUCUCAGCUUGUGUUUUCAGCUAUUUCUCAAGCGUCCAGUGAUUCAUUAUUAAUAUUUGGGAAAGAGCCAGCUUAUACUUCUGAGCUUGUGACUUGGGCGACAAAACAAACAGAAGCUUUUGCCCUUCUUGUUAAAAGACAUGCAUUAGGUUCUUCUGCAGCAGCUGGAGGACUAAGAGCUGCUGCAGAGUGUGCACAGAUAGCUCUAGGGCAUUGUACUUUGUUAGAAGGUCGUGGCUUGUCUCUUUGUCCUGUGCUUUUAAAGCAUUUUAAGCCUAUUGUUGAACAGGCACUGGAAGCCAAUUUAAAACGAAUUGAAGAAAGCACUGCGGCUAUGGCUGCUGCAGACGAUUGGGUGCUGACAUAUCCUCCAGCUGGCAGUCGUCAUGCUAGUACAGCAUUUCAGAAUAAGCUUACACCAAGUGCUCACCGGUUUAAUCUGAUGGUUCAGGACUUCUUUGAGGACGUAGGACCUCUUCUAAGUAUGCAGCUUGGAAGUAAAGCCCUUGAAGGUCUAUUUCAAGUUUUCCACUCAUAUGUAAACGUGCUUAUAAGAGCAUUGCCCGGUUCAAUAGAAGAAGAAGAGGCAAACUUCGAAGCAUCAGGAAAUAAGAUUGUCCGAAUGGCUGAGACAGAAGCCCAGCAACUUGCAUUACUUGCAAAUGCAUCGUUGCUAGCGGAUGAACUUCUCCCACGUGCCGCCAUGAAGCUCUCUCCUCUCGAUCAGAGUAGUUAUAAAACAGAUGAGCGAAGGAGGCCUUCAGAUAGACAAAAUCGUAAUCCGGAACAACGGGAAUGGAAGAGACGCUUAUUGAGUACAGUCGACAAACUAAAAGAUGCUUUCUGUCGCCAGCACGCCUUAGACCUCAUUUUUUCCGAGGAAGGAGAAAGCCAUUUGUCUGCUGAGAUGUAUAUAAGUAUGGACGGAGAUACUGAUGAUAUUGAAUGGUUCCCGUCUCUGAUAUUCCAGGAGCUUUUUACGAAACUUCAAAGGAUGGCGAGUCUUGCUGCGGAUAUGUUUGUAGGAAGAGAAAGAUUCGCGACGUCGUUGUUGAUGAGACUGACAGAGACUGUGAUCCUAUGGCUUUCCGGAGACCAGAGUUUCUGGGAUGACAUCGAGGAUGGUCCUAGACCUUUGGGACCUCUUGGCCUACGACAGUUGUACUUGGACAUGAAGUUCGUCAUCUGCUUCGCAUCCCAAGGUCGCUACCUAUCGAGAAAUUUGCACCGUGGCACUAAUGAGAUAAUUUCUAAAGCCGUGGCCGCUUUAGCUGCAACAGGGAUGGACCCAUACAGCGAGCUCCCGGAAGAUGACUGGUUCAACGAGAUAUGUUUGGAUGCGAUGGAAAGGUUAAGCGGAAAGCCGAAAGCCAACAACGGAGAACUCAACAGCCCGACCGCCUCCCUCUCGGCCCAGUCUGUUUCAUCCGUCAGAUCUCACGGAAGCUAUUGAACCAACCAAUGCUUCCAUUUCCAUUGUACAUUAGAGGUCAGUGAUGAAUCUUUUUCUCGCUAGCUAUUUUGUUUUAUUAUGUCAAGUCAGAUACGACCUUUAUGCAUGCCGUGAUCGAAUUUCACAUUUGUUUGGUGAUCCUCUUCAGUUUCGUCUAUAUCUCGGGUGUUGGAAAGUGGUACAGAUUUGGUUUCUGUGAUUAAUCAACGAUUUUAUGUUCUGUAAAUGAUGUUUUGAGGU